Messenger RNA from Durio zibethinus, 1378 nucleotides. Its product is annotated as putative WRKY transcription factor 40. Lineage: Eukaryota; Viridiplantae; Streptophyta; Magnoliopsida; Malvales; Malvaceae. The record is from RefSeq and is a predicted model, not a curated record. Gene Ontology annotation, molecular function: DNA-binding transcription factor activity; sequence-specific DNA binding. Gene Ontology annotation, biological process: regulation of DNA-templated transcription.
CUUCACCUUCACAUCGCCUUGCAGGACAUUCUUAUUUCCUAUGUCCCCCAGCCCUCUAUUUUACUCUAUUUCUAUUAAUAAAAACUCAAAAGCAAAUCUUUAACAAUUUAAUUUAUUAAUUUGUAUAAUGAAUAUAGACUGCUUAUCAAGAGAGGAUUCCAAGUGGGAUGUCUGUGAGAGAAGGCUUUAAUUUCAGCCUCAUCUUCCGAUAACAAUUAAUCCAAGCCAAACCGUUGAAACAUCUUCUGAAUUUUGUCUUCUAUAUAUUUACUCUCUCAUUCCCUCGACAACCUUGAGAAUCCUCGUCAUUUCUUUAGCUUCAGCUUACCUGCCCUUUCUUUCUUGCUUGCUUUUCUUGUUCUCUUUUUGUUCUAUAGUACAAUUUCAGUGAUGGAAUCAUCUUGUGUGGAUACCAAUCUGGACCUCAACAUCAAUCCUUUCCAUCACAGAAACAAAGUUCUGAAGAGGGAAUCCGAGUCCCAGAGAGAAGUGGCUGACUGCGAUGUGAAGGUACCAGUCAAACAAGAGAAUGGAGUUUUGGUGGAGGAAUUGAAUCGGAUUAGCAGUGAGAACAAGAAGCUAACUGAAAUGCUAACAGUUCUGUGCGAGCAAUACAACUCUUUGCAGAACCAAUUCAUGGAAUUGGUGAGCAAGAAUUCUGGAAAUGAAGCUGCAACAUCAAGGAAGAGAAAAGCCGAGUGUGAGGAUUAUACCAACAUGAUUGGAUUUAGUGGAAACGUUGGGAGCACCUGUAGUGAUGCAGAGUCAUAUAAAAAGCCCAAGGAGUGCAUUAAGGCAAAGAUUUCAAUUGUUUACGUGCACAUAAAUCCUUCUGAUAACAGCCUGAUCGUGAGGGACGGAUAUCAAUGGAGAAAAUAUGGUCAAAAGGUCACAAGAGAUAACCCCUUUCCCAGAGCAUACUUAAAGUGCUCCUUUGCCCCAAGUUGUCCGGUCAAGAAAAAAGUGCAAAGAAGUGCUGAAGAUCCAUCGAUCUUGGUGGCUACGUACGAAGGAGAGCACAACCACGCACACCAUUCUCCAGCUGAAUUAUCAUUAAGCCCCAACUCCAGUGCUAACCCUCGUUCAGCUCCUGUUUCUGCCCCCACAAAAUCUUCAGCUGCCACUGUGACUCUUGAGUUGAUGCAACCAUCUGGAUUAGGCGACGAUACCAAAAAGCCAUCCCAACAAAUUGAUGCACCAGCUAUCCAACAGAUUUUAGUCCAACAAAUGCCAGCUUCUUUGACUAGAGACCUUAAUUUCACAGCAGCGCUUGCUGCAGCCAUUUCAGGAAGAGUUGUAGACCAUAAUGAGAGAGAGUGUCAAGUGAUGUAAAUAGAAUCUCUGAAUCGAAUAUAAAAAAUUUUCACUUCAGAUUAAA